GCGGCGGAGGCGGCCCCAGGCCCCGCGGAGCCGGAGCGGCAGCGGCCCCGCCAUGAGCCGCCCGCCCGCGCUGCAGCCGCAGACCUGCGGGCCCUGGGAGAUGAAGGAGCGCCUGGGCACCGGCGGCUUCGGCAACGUCAUCCGCUGGCACAACAAGGACACCGGCGAGCAGGUGGCCAUCAAGCAGUGCCGGCAGGAGCUGAGCCCGCGCAACCGCGACCGCUGGGCGCUGGAGAUACAGAUCAUGAAGAGGCUGAACCAUCCCAAUGUGGUGGCUGCCCGGGAUGUCCCUGAAGGGAUGCAGAAGCUGGCACCGAAUGACUUGCCCCUGCUGGCCAUGGAGUACUGCCAGGGUGGAGACCUCCGCAAGUACCUGAACCAGCUGGAGAACUGCUGUGGCUUGCGGGAAGAGGCCAUCCUCAUCUUGCUUUCUGAUAUUGCUUCUGCUCUCAGGUACCUUCAUGAGAACAGGAUCAUCCACAGAGACUUGAAACCAGAGAACAUUGUGCUGCAGCAAGGAGAGCAGAGGUUAAUACACAAAAUCAUUGACCUUGGUUAUGCCAAGGAGCUGGAUCAGGGCAGCCUGUGCACAUCCUUUGUUGGGACUCUACAGUACUUGGCUCCAGAGCUGCUGGAACAGCAGAAGUACACGGUGACAGUGGACUACUGGAGCUUUGGCACCUUGGCCUUUGAGUGCAUCACGGGCUUCCGGCCGUUCCUGCCCAACUGGCAGCCGGUGCAGUGGCACACCAAAGUGAGGCAGAAGAGUGAGCUGGACAUUGUUGUUUCUGAGGAUUUAUCUGGAGAAGUCAAGUUUUCCAGCAGCUUACCCUACCCAAACAAUCUCAACAGUGUUUUGGCUGGGAGGCUGGAGAAAUGGCUGCAGCUCAUGUUAAUGUGGCACCCACGGCAGAGAGGCACAGACCCAACCUACGGGCCCAAUGGCUGCUUCAAAGCCUUGGAUGACAUUUUGAACUUGAAGUUGCUUCAUGUUUUGAACAUGGUGACGGGGACUGUGCACACCUACCCUGUGACAGAGGAGGAGACUCUGCAGUCUGUGAAGGCCAGAAUCCAGUCAGAUACAGGGAUCCCAGAGCAGGACCAGGAGCUGCUGCAGGAAGCUGGACUUGCAUUGUUUUCUGAGAACUUGGCUACUAAACAUAUAGCUGACAGCAAGGGGAACGAUGCUGCAGCUGCAGACACAGACCUGCUCUUCCUCUUUGAUAACCAGAAGGUUGCCUAUGAGGCUCAGGUUGCCCUUCGUCCUCAUCCCGAGAGCGUCGACUGCAUCCUUCAGGACCCAAAGAAGAAUCUGCACUUCUUCCAGCUGCGGAAGGUGUGGGGCCAGGUCUGGCACACGAUCCGGGUGCUGAAGGAGGACUGCAGCCGCCUGCAGCAGGGCCAGCGCGCCGCCAUGAUGAAUCUGUUGCGUUACAACAGCACCCUCUCCAAGAUGAAGAAUUCCAUGGCCUCCCUUUCCCAGCAGCUGAAAGCAAAGCUGGAUUUCUUUAAAACAAGCAUACAGAUCGACCUGGAGAAGUACAAAGAGCAAAUUGAGUUUGGAAUUACUUCUGAGAAGCUGCUGUUUGCCUGGAAGGAGAUGGAGCAGACUGUGGAUCGCUGUGGGAGGGAGGAUGAUGUGGAUCAGCUAGUGAAGAGGAUGAUGGCCCUGCAGACAGACAUCGUGGACCUGCAGAGGAGCCCACUGGGGCGCAAACAGGGAGGAACACUGGAGGAUCUAGAAGAACAAGCCCGAGAGCUGUACCGGAGACUGAGAGAGAAGCCAAGAGACCAGAGGACAAGCGGCGACAGCCAGGAAAUCGUCCGUCUGCUCCUGCAGGCAAUCCAGACCUUCGAAAAGAAAGUCCGAGUCAUCUACGCUCAGCUGAGCAAGACUGUAGUUUGCAAGCAGAAGGCACUGGAAUUGUUCCCCAGUGUGGAGAAAGUGAUGAGUCUGAUGCACAAGGAUGAGGAAACGGUCGUUAGGCUGCAGGAGAAACGGCAGAAAGAACUGUGGAACUUGCUGAAAAUUGCCUGUAGUAAAGUUCGUGGUCCUGUCACUGGCAGCCCUGAGAGCGUGAGCACGCCACGGCUCAGCAGCCCAGGGCAGCUGCUGCUGCAGCUCCCCUCGGGGACUUACAACUUCUCUGAGAGCUCCUCGAGGAAAAGUGAGGAGCUGAUGCUGGAAUCCCAGAAACUCUGUAUCCAACUGGAAAAUGUGAUGCAGGAAACCAUGAAGGAUCAGGAGCAGAGCUUCAUGGCUCUAGACUGGAGCUGGCUGCAGCUUCAUGUCGAGGAAACAAACAGUCAGGAACAAACCCAGAUGUAAUGUCCCUUCAGUUGCCUCUGAAGAUGUGCUGCUUCAGGAAGCCAACUGUGAAAAGCUGCUGCCUCUGAGAAGGGAAGUUCAAGUGCCUCCUCCUCCUCCUCCUGUCACCUACUGCUGAUGUGAUACAUGUGGCCUUGCUUUUAGUACCCACCUCUCGGACACCUUUUCCACAAAGCUCCAGUAGUUUGCCUCUAACUGCUUAGGACAAGUUCUUAACCGUGCCUUAAGACAGCAGAUACUGUUAUCCUCUGUCCUGAUGUACCUUGGGCAUCACACAUGGUUGUUCUGCUGCCUUUCAGGCUUCCCAAUGAACAAUGGACAACACGUGCAAUCAGCUGGCACAGUCACUGGUUGAUGUCACCUUCCUCACAGACUUAACUGUGAACUUUCACUCCUCCACUCUGCUGAUUUGCACUUUUGUUCCUUGUAACGGUUGUAACUCACCAAACACUUGUUUCCUCUGUGGGAACGAAAUGAUCUCAACCAGGUAA
Messenger RNA from Colius striatus (speckled mousebird), 2820 nucleotides. It is a transcript of the gene IKBKB, whose product is annotated as inhibitor of nuclear factor kappa B kinase subunit beta. NCBI's taxonomy places the organism in Eukaryota, Metazoa, Chordata, Aves, Coliiformes, Coliidae. The transcript has 21 exons. Bases 53 to 2329 code for a protein of 758 amino acids. Gene Ontology annotation, cellular component: cytoplasm; IkappaB kinase complex. Gene Ontology annotation, biological process: tumor necrosis factor-mediated signaling pathway; peptidyl-serine phosphorylation; positive regulation of transcription by RNA polymerase II. Gene Ontology annotation, molecular function: ATP binding; IkappaB kinase activity. The record is from RefSeq and is a predicted model, not a curated record.